Messenger RNA from Eutrema salsugineum, 747 nucleotides. RefSeq lists its product as uncharacterized. Lineage: Eukaryota; Viridiplantae; Streptophyta; Magnoliopsida; Brassicales; Brassicaceae. The coding region runs from base 1 to 747 and encodes 248 amino acids. The transcript is spliced from 7 exons. The record is from RefSeq and is a predicted model, not a curated record.
AUGAAUGCAGAAACAUUGCAAAGUUUCAACGAUUUCGAAAUCGAAGAACAACUUAGAAUCAUCAACAAACCUGCGGCUAAAAACAUCAAAAUUAUACAUGGUGACACAUACGGAUGUGUGGAUUUUUACAAACAACAAGCGUUUGACCAUUCGUCGAUGAAAAAUCUCGUUUUCCAUUAUGAGAUGCGUCGGAUAUCAUCCUUCCAAAUUUCAAGAGCGAAAAGGAUAAACAAUAAAACGUUUGGUUACUUGUGGGAAAAUGGCAUAGGGUGUCCAAGUGGUACCGUACCCAUAAAAAGAGUCACUAAAGACGAAUUCUUGAGAUUAAAUUCGUUCUCCGACAAAUAUAAGCCUCAAGGUUCUUGGAACUGCACUUAUAAUCAACUUACUGUCAAUACUGACCAACAUCACUAUGCGGUUUACCGUACCAAAGGAAAAAAGAAAAACUACAAUGGAACAAUGACAAUAACUGUACAUAAAGUUAAACCUAAACAGUUCAGUUCUUCUCGUAUGCACAUUCAGAUUGGAGAAGAUUAUAUUCAAACUGGUUGGACUGUCAAUCCAGCAUUGUAUUCUGAUAGCAAAACUCGGAAUUUUGUGUUUACAAAAGCAGGCCAGCCAUUGGAUGGGAUUAUUCCGGUUGCUUUUCCGGGUGAGGCAUGGGGGCUCAUGUGGCAGCCUACUGUUACUGGCAAAGGACAGGGACCCGCUGCUUGUGUAGUUGCUUGUAGGGCUACCCUUGAAUGA